AUGCUACAACCACGGAUACCCUCCCGUCUCGGGCGUAUCGUUGCCAAUUCGACCCAAAUAUGCUCACAUUGCAGCUCGUCCGCCCUCUACCGACCGCAAACAAUUCUCACUCGCCAUUUCACCUCCGCACCCAUCCUCCGCAAACCUCAAACCACCCCCCAACCUCCCACACCCGCUAAAGAUGAAGAAACCUUCGUUCCUAAACCCCUCGGCCGACCCAUUGGCUUCUCCGCGCCGCCUCAGCCAGGCGAGAACUCCGGCUAUGCAAAGCCCAAGAAAGACUACAGCGGCAUGACGCUGAAAGAGCGCAACCUCGCCAAGCGCGCUGACCUCGUUGAGAAAUGGGGCACAAACUACUUCCGCGACUUCAAAAACAUCCGCAAGUACCGUGAGGGAAAAACCUUCGUCGCAAACCCCAGGAUUUUCAAGAAGGAGGUGGCUAUGUACUUUCCGAAUCUGCGUGGGGAUACGCUGGAGGGCCCUGGGAAGGACACGACGGAUGUGCUCAAGGGGAGGGUGAGCGUGGUGAAUCUCUACAGUAGUGCGUGGGGAGAGGCGCAGGUUAAGACGUUUACCGGGAGGGCGGAGAACCCGGAGUUGCAUGAGAUACUGAAGGAGAAUGACAGCGUUGCGCAGCAGGUGGAUGUUAAUAUUGAGGAGAAUACGUUGAAGGCGUGGAUUGUGCAGAUGUUUGCAUGGAGGCUGAGACUGACGAGGAAGAAGGAGGAUUGGGGAAGGUACUUCGUCGUCAGAAGAGGUGUGAGCCAGAUGGUGAGGGAGAGCGUUGGCGCUCUGAACGGAAGGGUGGGGUAUGUGUAUCUUGUGGAUGCGGACUGUAAGAUCAGGUGGGCAGGGAGCGCGAAUGCGGAAGGGACGGAGAAGGAUGAUCUGGUGAGGGGUCUGAGGAGGUGUGUGGAGGAGGCGAAGAAUCCGCAGGUGUUGGCGAGGCCGAGAGCACAACUGAGAAACGCCGGUGGUGAGAAAAUUGCGGCUGCAGCGUAG
This is a messenger RNA of Didymosphaeria variabile, 1002 nucleotides long. It is a transcript of the gene ATP10, whose product is annotated as Mitochondrial ATPase complex subunit atp10. The coding region runs from base 1 to 1002 and encodes 333 amino acids. NCBI's taxonomy places the organism in Eukaryota, Fungi, Ascomycota, Dothideomycetes, Pleosporales, Didymosphaeriaceae. The transcript has a single exon. Gene Ontology annotation, biological process: mitochondrial proton-transporting ATP synthase complex assembly. Gene Ontology annotation, cellular component: mitochondrial inner membrane. The record is from RefSeq and is a predicted model, not a curated record.